Molecule: messenger RNA, 3944 nt
Organism: Amyelois transitella
Lineage: Eukaryota; Metazoa; Arthropoda; Insecta; Lepidoptera; Pyralidae
Gene: pea
Product: ATP-dependent RNA helicase DHX8
Exons: 14
Coding region: 115-3909 (1264 amino acids)
Biological process (GO): spliceosomal complex disassembly; mRNA splicing, via spliceosome
Cellular component (GO): intracellular anatomical structure; catalytic step 2 spliceosome
Molecular function (GO): RNA binding; ATP binding; RNA helicase activity
Source: RefSeq, a predicted model, not a curated record
CUCAUUUUUCUUGUUUGGCCAAUUCCUUGUUUGAGUGAUGUGAAAUGUGAAAUAAAUCCUAAAAUAAAAUUGUUGUUAUUUAACAUAGUUCAUAUUUCGUAAAUUAGUACAAAAAUGGAUGAAGUUGCUAAAUUAGAACAUUUGUCCCUUGUUUCAAAAGUGUGUACUGAAUUAGACAAUCACUUGGGUUUAAAUGACAAGGACUUGGCCGAGUUUAUCAUAGAUUUAGCGGACAAGAAUCCAAAUUUUGACGAUUUUAAGAAGGCAUUGAUUGAAAAUGGGGCCGAAUUUUCUGACUCAUUCAUGACGAAUCUCCUGCGUAUAAUACAGCACAUGAAACCAGCCAAUACUUCUUCCGACACCACAGAAUUAGACACUCAUAAAAAUCCUUUAGCAUCCAAAUUUCCUGGAUUGGCAAUACCCAAUGAGAAACCACCUGUGUUUUCAUCAGAUGAUGAGAGUAGUGAAGAGGAAGAGGAUAAAAAGAUAAAAAGAGUAACUGCCAAGGAUGUUUUCAAAGAUGAGUCAAAGCCUAUCAAGAAUGAUGCUGUUGUUGAUGCUGCUAUGGCGGAAUUGGAAGCUUUAGCCCCUUCUAAAUCUGAUGCCAAAGUUGAAGCAGUCAGACCUGAUAUAAAAAAGGAUGAGCUAAAGGAGAGUAAAGACCGCAGUCGUAAAAGAGACAGUUCUAGGGACAGGAAGAGUAGACGUAGUAGGAGCAGAGGUAGGAGAAGCAGGAGUAGAGAUAGGAGAAGUAGAAGUAGGGACAGAAAGAGGAGAUCUAGAAGUAGACAUCGGCAGAGGUCUCAUUCGAGGGACAGACAUCGAUCUAAAUCUAGGGACAGGCAUAGGUCGAAGUCUAGGGAAAGGCAGAGAUCUAGAGAGAGAGACAGACGCAGAAGGUCCAAGUCAAGGGAGAGGAGGUCGAGGUCACGCGGCAAGAGGUCACAUUCUCGUGGCAGGGAGGAUAAAUAUAGUGAUUACACAAAGAGGCCGAGAAAACGUAGCCCUGAGGUGGAGAUGAGUGAUGACCCUGAACCAGGAAAAAUAUAUAAUGGCAGGGUCGCGAACAUUGUACCGUUUGGGUGUUUCGUGCAAAUAGAAGGUGUGAGGAAGAGAUGGGAGGGUUUGGUUCACAUAUCACAGCUCAGAUCUGAGGGAAGAGUCACCAAUGUCUCCGACGUGGUGUCUAGAGGGGACAAAGUUAAGAUCAAAGUACUAUCAGUGACUGGUCAGAAAGUCUCCCUCACCAUGAAGGAUGUGUGCCAAGAGAGUGGCAAAGAUUUGAAUCCCACCUCGCAUGCACAUUUGGAGGCGGAGCGCGAAGGGCGCAAUCCAGACCGGCCGGCCCCCGCGGCGGCCGUGCUGGCGGGGCUGCAGGGCGCGCUGGACCCCGACGAGGACUCCAGCAGGAAGCGGGUCACCAGGAUCUCCAGCCCCGAGCGCUGGGAGAUCAAGCAGAUGAUAUCAUCGGGCGUCAUAGACAAAAGCGAGCUGCCAGAUUUCGACGAAGAGACCGGUCUUCUCCCGAAGGACGAAGACGGGGAAGCCGAUAUCGAAAUAGAGUUAGUGGAAGAUGAGCCUCCCUUCCUCCAGGGCCACGGGCGGGCCUUGCAUGACCUGUCACCUGUCAGGAUUGUCAAAAACCCUGACGGAUCGCUAGCCCAGGCGGCCAUGAUGCAAUCCGCUCUAGCCAAGGAGAGAAGGGAGCAGAAGAUGAUACAAAGAGAACAGGAGAUGGAGAGUUUGCCAACUGGUUUGAACAAGAAUUGGAUUGAUCCGUUACCAGAGACGGAUGGUAGGGCUUUGGCUGCUAACAUGAGGGGAUCAGGCAUCACUCCGCAGGACUUGCCGGAGUGGAAGAAGCACGUGAUUGGAGGCAAGAAGUCGUCGUUCGGAAAGAAGACUAAUUUGUCGUUGUUGGAACAGAGGCAGUCUCUGCCUAUUUAUAAGCUUAGGGAUGAGUUGACAAAGGCUGUAGCUGACAACCAAAUCCUCAUCGUUAUCGGUGAGACUGGCUCCGGGAAAACCACUCAGAUCACUCAGUACCUCGCUGAAUGUGGUCUGACCGCUCGAGGGAAGAUCGCUUGCACCCAGCCCCGGAGAGUGGCGGCCAUGUCCGUGGCCAAGCGAGUGGCUGAGGAGUUCGGCUGUCGCCUGGGGCAGGAGGUGGGCUACACCAUCCGGUUCGAGGACUGCACCAGCCCCGAGACCGUCAUCAAAUACAUGACAGACGGCAUGUUACUCCGCGAGUGUCUCAUGGACCUGGACCUGAAGUCCUACUCCGUGAUCAUGCUGGACGAGGCCCACGAGCGCACCAUCCACACGGACGUGCUGUUCGGCCUCCUCAAACAAGCCGUCCAGAAACGACCUGAACUCAAACUCAUCGUCACCUCAGCCACCUUGGACGCUGUCAAGUUCUCCCAAUACUUCUUCGAAGCACCCAUCUUUACAAUACCCGGAAGAACCUUCCCCGUAGAAGUCUUAUACACGAAAGAACCAGAAACAGACUACCUGGAUGCGUCUCUUAUAACCGUUAUGCAGAUACACCUGAGAGAACCGCCCGGAGAUAUACUGUUAUUUUUGACCGGUCAAGAGGAAAUCGAUACCGCUUGCGAGAUUUUGUACGAGAGAAUGAAGUCUCUAGGGCCGGACGUGCCCGAGCUGAUCAUUCUGCCGGUGUACUCGGCUCUGCCUUCGGAAAUGCAGACCCGCAUCUUCGAACCGGCCCCGCCCGGCUCCAGGAAAGUGGUGAUAGCCACCAACAUAGCGGAGACGUCGCUGACGAUAGACGGCAUAUAUUACGUGGUGGACCCCGGCUUUGUGAAGCAGAAAGUGUACAAUUCUAAGACUGGAAUGGACUCGCUGGUUGUAACUCCAAUCUCGCAGGCAGCAGCCAAGCAGCGGGCCGGUCGAGCUGGUCGGACGGGGCCCGGGAAAUGUUACCGACUGUACACAGAGAGGGCCUACAGAGACGAGAUGCUGCCCACGCCCGUGCCGGAGAUACAGCGCACCAACCUCGCCACCACAGUGUUACAACUGAAGACGAUGGGCAUCAACGAUCUGCUUCACUUCGAUUUCAUGGACGCGCCGCCCGUGGAGUCUCUCAUCAUGGCUCUCGAGCAACUGCACUCGCUGUCCGCCUUGGAUGCCGAGGGGCUACUCACUAGACUCGGGCGGAGGAUGGCCGAGUUCCCCCUAGAGCCGAACCUGUCAAAGAUUCUCAUCAUGUCGGUGGCCCUGCAGUGCUCCGACGAAAUACUCACGAUCGUGUCUAUGCUCAGCGUGCAAAACGUCUUCUACCGGCCAAAAGACAAACAAGCCCUCGCCGACCAGAAGAAAGCCAAGUUCAAUCAGCCCGAAGGCGACCAUCUCACCCUGCUUGCGGUGUACAACAGCUGGCGGAACAACAAGUUCUCGAACGCGUGGUGCUACGAGAACUUCGUGCAGAUUCGAACCCUGAAGAGAGCUCAGGAUGUGAGGAAACAGCUGCUGGGCAUCAUGGAUAGGCACAAAUUGGACGUGGUCUCCGCCGGCAAGAACACUGUCCGUAUUCAGAAGACGAUCUGCUCGGGCUUCUUCAGGAACGCCGCGAAGAAGGACCCCCAGGAGGGGUACCGCACCCUGGUGGACAGCCAGGUGGUCUACAUCCACCCGUCCAGCGCGCUGUUCAACCGGCAGCCUGAAUGGGUAAUCUAUCACGAGCUGGUGCAGACUACCAAGGAGUACAUGCGCGAAGUCACCACCAUAGAUCCAAAAUGGCUGGUAGAAUUCGCGCCGGCCUUCUUCAAGUUCUCAGACCCAACUAAACUGUCUAAAUUCAAGAAGAACCAGAGACUUGAACCUCUUUACAAUAAGUACGAGGAACCCAACGCCUGGAGAAUAUCGAGGGUGCGAAGAAGAAGGAAUUAAAUAUUAUAAAUAAGAUAAUAAAUGUAUUGUAAACA